This is a messenger RNA of Toxotes jaculatrix (banded archerfish), 2407 nucleotides long. It is a transcript of the gene ash2l, whose product is annotated as ash2 like, histone lysine methyltransferase complex subunit. Bases 37 to 1818 code for a protein of 593 amino acids. Lineage: Eukaryota; Metazoa; Chordata; Actinopteri; Toxotidae. The record is from RefSeq and is a predicted model, not a curated record. The transcript has 17 exons. Gene Ontology annotation, cellular component: Set1C/COMPASS complex. Gene Ontology annotation, molecular function: protein binding; transcription cis-regulatory region binding.
UCUCGCGAUGGUUUUUGUUUUCAUUGAGUUUGAAACAUGGCGUCCGAAGGAGAGGCGGGUAGCGCCGCUACAACUGAACCAGAGACCGGAGACGGGGAUGCUGCAUUUGGGGAGCUACCCAUCAGCAUGGACACUGAAUCUUCAAAUGGCAAAGAGGGGAUGGAGACAGCCGGUGAAGGCUCAGAGGCUGCUGAUGCUCUGACUGGAUCAGGAGAUGAGGAGAGUGGGAGGCAGCUCGGGGAGGUGGAGCUGCAGUGUGCCUUGUGCAUGAAGUGGUUCACUGCAGACACGUUUGGCAUCGACACUGCGACCUGUCUUCCCUUUAUGACCAAUUAUGUGUUUCACUGCAAUGUGUGCCAUCACAGUGGUAACACAUACUUCCUAAGGAAACAAGCAAACCUGAAGGAGAUGUGUCUCACAGCCCUGGCAAACUUGACAUGGAGAUCCAGAACGCAAGACGAGCACCCAAAGACCAUGUUCUCCAAAGACAAGGAUAUCAUACCAUUCAUUGACAAGUACUGGGAGUGCAUGACGACUCGUCAGAGACCAGGGAAGCUCACAUGGCCCAACAACAUAGUGAAAACCAUGAGUAAAGAGCGAGAUGUUUUUCUGGUGAAGGAACACCCUGACCCCGGCAGUAAAGACCCAGAGGAGGAGUACCCCAAGUUUGGCCUGUUGGACCAGGACCUGGGAAACAUUGGACCCUCGUAUGACACACAGAAACAGACCACUGCUACCCCGACGGCUGGUGGGCUCAACGGUGGAUCUGCUUUCUCAGGUGCUUUGGCCCCAGGCCCAGGAAAAGGAAGAGGAGCCAAACGUAAGCAGCAGCAGCAGCAGGAAGGCACAGCUGCAGGGGCAACAAAGAGAACCCGCAGUGACCCUCUGUUCUCGGCCCAGCGCCUGCCUCCUCAUGGUUACCCACUGGAGCACCCCUUUAAUAAAGACGGGUACCGUUACAUCCUGGCGGAGCCGGACCCUCACGCCCCAGACCCGGAGAAGCUUGAGCUGGACUGCUGGGCUGGCAAACCCAUACCCGGCGAUCUGUACAGGGCCUGUCUGUACGAGCGGGUGCUGCUGGCCUUACAUGACAGAGCGCCUCAGCUGAAGAUCUCUGACGACCGUCUGACGGUGACGGGGGAGAAGGGUUACUCCAUGGUGCGAGCGUCCCACGGCAUUCGCAAAGGCUCCUGGUACUUUGAGGUUACGGUUGAUGACAUGCCUCCGGAGACCGCGGCCCGGCUCGGCUGGUCUCAGCCACUCGGUAACCUGCAGGCACCUCUGGGCUACGACAAGUUCAGCUACUCGUGGCGCAGUAAGAAGGGCACACGGUUUCACCAGUCCAUAGGGAAGCAUUAUUCCUCAGGCUAUGGCCAGGGAGACACACUGGGCUUCUUCAUAGAGCUGCCUGAUGGCACAGAGACAGCCAAGGCUCUGCCGGAUACUUACAAAGACAAGGCGCUGAUUAAGUUCAAGAGCUACCUGUACUUCGAGGAGAAAGACUAUGUGGACAAAGCUGAGAAAAGCCUCAAGUCAACGAGCCCCAGCAGGAUGGUAUUUUAUAAAAACGGAGUGAGCCAAGGUGUUGCCUUUGAAAACCUGUUUGAAGGCAUCUACUUCCCUGCCAUCUCACUGUACAAGAGCUGCACGGUUUCAGUCAAUUUUGGGCCACAUUUCAAACACCCUCCGAAGGACGUCAAGUACCAGCCGAUGAGUGACAUGGGCUGGGGAGCCGUGAUCGAGCACACGCUGGCUGACAUGCUGUACCACGUGGAGACGGACGUGGACGGGCGACGCAGCCCUCCGUGGGAGGGAUGAGCUCGGCCUGAAUUCAGUACGCACACUCGCCCAGUGAAAACACUGAUCCUCCUUCAGACCGUGAAAUUAAAGCACCACACGCUGCAGAAAACUAACGGCUGAUAAAGUCGUGGCUGAUUUCAUCUCUCGUGAUGUUUGUACCUGCAGACAGGAGGUUAAAGCCAAGCUUUUAACGGAUGGCUGCGUAUCAUCGUGUGUAAGUGCCAUCAGCAGACAUUCCACCUCAACAUUUAACAACCGAAUCAACUUAUUCUUGGUGCUCCGCUUUCAAAUCUGUAUAUUUUGAAUCUGUAGAGAAACCGAACUGGAUGCCAGUUGAGUUCAGCCUCUGAUGUUCGGCGUUUAGUUGCAGCCAAACAGUCCCACGUUGUCUCCAUCGCUCCACAGACAGGAGCUGAUUCUGCACUCGUUCUUUAGUGUGUUCUGUCUUUUUGCUAAUUUUAUUUGUUUUUCAGUGUGUGUCAGUUGUUCACUGUUUUUUACUCUGGGUUAAAUAAAAAAUACGACAUGGACCAAGUCGAACUCAUUCAUGAAAUCUGGAUUUCACACAGAGACUCGUGAGUUUGACAUCAGGUCCUUAUUAAUUUAC